Messenger RNA from Phalaenopsis equestris, 486 nucleotides. RefSeq names its product SKP1-like protein 1A. Gene Ontology annotation, cellular component: cytoplasm; nucleus. The record is from RefSeq and is a predicted model, not a curated record. Lineage: Eukaryota; Viridiplantae; Streptophyta; Magnoliopsida; Asparagales; Orchidaceae. Gene Ontology annotation, molecular function: cullin family protein binding. Gene Ontology annotation, biological process: SCF-dependent proteasomal ubiquitin-dependent protein catabolic process. Bases 1 to 486 code for a protein of 161 amino acids. The transcript has 3 exons.
AUGGCUUCUAAUGCACCCCUUAAUCAGUUCAAGAUGAAGGUGACGCUGAAGAGUUCAGAUGGGGAUAUGUUCGUGGUGGAAGAAGCAGUGGCAAGGGAGUCGCAGAGUAUCCUCCACAUGCUCCAGGAUGGAUGCGGGGAUGGCGUAAUACCUCUUCCCAAUGUCAACACCAAGAUUCUGUCGAAGGUCAUUGAAUACUGCGAGAAGCACUCCAGAAGUGGAAGUUCCGACGAUAAGCGUGUCGAGGAGCUCAAGAAUUGGGACGCGGAUUUCGUGAAGGUUGAUCAGGCCACCCUCUACGAACUCAUGCUGGCUGCUAACUAUCUCAACAUCACUGGGCUGCUGGAUUUGACCUGCAAAACUGUUGCCGAUAUGAUAAAUGACAAGACUCCGGAAGAAAUCCGCAGGACACUUAACAUCAAGAAUGACUUCACACCUGAAGAGGAGGCGGCGGUUCGCAGGGAGAAUUUUUGGGCGUUGGACUGA